Molecule: messenger RNA, 2312 nt
Organism: Poecilia latipinna (sailfin molly)
Lineage: Eukaryota; Metazoa; Chordata; Actinopteri; Cyprinodontiformes; Poeciliidae
Product: sodium- and chloride-dependent GABA transporter 2-like
Exons: 15
Coding region: 220-1992 (590 amino acids)
Biological process (GO): nitrogen compound transport; amino acid transport; sodium ion transmembrane transport
Cellular component (GO): cell projection; plasma membrane
Molecular function (GO): gamma-aminobutyric acid:sodium:chloride symporter activity
Source: RefSeq, a predicted model, not a curated record
UGCUCCCUCUGUCCUUCUUACUCUGUGGCUCGGACUCAUUGUCACACCACUCAGCUCUCUCAAACCUCCUCAUGGACUCACUCAUGGUCAGUUCUGGGCAUCAAGUAUGUCCUGGUGAGGCUGGGGCUUCUGCACUUGUAUUUUGCUCUCAAGGCACCAAAUGAAGUCUCUCGGAAUGGAUGCAUAACUCAAAACUAAAGUAUCAUCUUUUUAAGCACAAUGGAUAACACCGACAGUCCAGACGUCAAGUUCAGACUGGACGAGGGCCCUGAUCGUCCCACGACCCAGAGAGGACAGUGGUCAAGCAAAAUUGAGUUUCUUUUAGCUGUGGCGGGGCAAAUUAUAGGGCUGGGAAAUGUGUGGAGGUUUCCUUACCUGUGCUACAAAAAUGGAGGAGGCGUGUUCUUCAUCCCGUACAUACUUUUCCUCUUCUCCUGCGGCAUUCCCUUGUUUUUGCUGGAGACGUCCCUCGGCCAGUACACCAAGCAGGGAUGUAUCACCUGUUGGAGGAAAAUUUGUCCACUGUUUGAAGGGAUGGGCUAUGGCAGUCAGGUGGUUGUUUUAUACUCCAGUAUCUACUACAUAGUGAUACUAGCCUGGGCAUUCCUGUAUCUCUUCUCUUCCUUCAGCUCUGAGCUUCCUUGGGCGACCUGCAGGAACAGCUGGAACACAGAAAAUUGUGUGGAGUUUGAUCAAAGAUCAGAUUAUUUCAACCUGACGAUACCUGAGAACGCAACUUCACCAGUGAGAGAGUUUUGGGAGAGACGAGUUUUAAAUAUCACAGGCAACAUCAAUGAGUUGGGCAGUAUUAGAUGGGAGUUGGCUCUCUGUCUGCUGUUGUCUUGGAUCAUCUGUUACUUCUGUGUGUGGAAAGGAGUGAAGUCUACUGGGAAGGUCGUUUACUUCACCGCUACGUUUCCUUACCUGAUGCUCGCUGUGCUGCUCGUUCGUGGACUCACGCUGCCAGGAGCCAUGGACGGGAUCAAGUUCUACCUUUACCCAGAUGCAUCCCGCCUCGCCGACCCGCAGGUAUGGAUGGAUGCCGGGACACAAAUAUUUUAUUCCUAUGCAAUUUGCAUUGGCUGUCUAGUUGCAUUGGGCAGCUAUAACAAGUACAACAACAACUGCUACAAGGAUUGUGUAUAUUUGUGCCUUCUGAAUAGUGGAACCAGUUUCGUUGCUGGUUUUGCCAUCUUCUCUGCUCUUGGAUUCAUGGCCUAUGAGCAGAACACUGACAUAUCAAAAGUGGCAGAAUCAGGACCUGGUUUGGCAUUUAUUGCCUACCCUCGGGCAGUCGCCAUGAUGCCUUUUCCUCAACUUUGGUCCAUAUUCUUUUUCGUUAUGAUCAUUCUUCUGGGACUGGACAGUGAGUUUGUAGGUCUGGAAGCUCUCACAACGUCAAUAUCUGACCUGUAUCCUGCCUUCUUCCUUGUCGGCCAUCGACGUAAACUUCUGCUCCUGUUCAUCUGCGUCUUCAGCUUUUUCAUUGGUCUUGUCAUGGUGACAGAAGGAGGACUGUACAUCUUCCAGGUGUUUGACUACUACGCCUGCAGUGGGAUGACUUUGCUUCUGUUUGCCAUUCUGCAGUCUGUGUGUGUUGGAUGGGUGUACGGUGCUGAGCACUUUUACAACAACAUUGAGGACAUGAUCGGCUACCGGCCGUUUCCCUUCAUUAAGUACUGUUUGAAAUACGUCACUCCAGUCAUUUGCCUGGGUACUUUUGUUUUUUCCUUGGUUAAGUACACCCCUCUGAAGUUCGACAACACAAUAGAGUAUCCGUGGUGGGGUUACGCUCUGGGCUGGUGGUUCACUCUCUCCUCAACCCUCAUGGUUCCCCUCUGGAUGCUGUACAAUCUGCUCAUCACUCCUGGUACCCUGCGGGAGAGAUUCUCUAUCUUGUGCACUCCAGCUGAAGACCUUCCUCUGACCAAAUCAGAAAAAACAGCUCUCGAACUUCUCACCUUGCCCCCGUCUCAGAGCAGCAUGGACUGACGAGGUGAAUCUGUCCCAACAGGAGUGACAAACCCGAUUCCAAACCUAGCAUAGAAUUAGACCCCAAAACAGCAAAAUGUUGAAUGCUAGUAGGCAACCUUGUUUUUAUUCGAACAAGGUUGUUCAUAGAAACUGAAAUGCACAAAAACCUUAUCAAUUUCCAAACAAUGUCUUUCUGGCUUUCUUUUAAUGUUAGGCUCUCGUAAGAUAUCACGAUAACAACCAAUGCACUUCAAAUGUGUUACUUUGUACUUUGAUGAGCAUCUCGGAGUUUAAAAGGCUGUUUAAAAAUUUUUUUUUUUUUCUAUUUGUUAAAAAAA